Ochotona curzoniae (black-lipped pika) is the source of this 1178-nucleotide messenger RNA. It is a transcript of the gene MRPL19, whose product is annotated as mitochondrial ribosomal protein L19. Gene Ontology annotation, biological process: translation. Lineage: Eukaryota; Metazoa; Chordata; Mammalia; Lagomorpha; Ochotonidae. Bases 10 to 888 code for a protein of 292 amino acids. The record is from RefSeq and is a predicted model, not a curated record. Gene Ontology annotation, cellular component: mitochondrial large ribosomal subunit; ribosome. The transcript is spliced from 6 exons. Gene Ontology annotation, molecular function: structural constituent of ribosome.
CCCGCAGGCAUGGCGGCCGGCCUUGCAGGGCUCUACGGGCCCUCCAUGGGCCUAACCCGGAGCUUCCGCGCCGCCAGGGCGUUGCUCCCGGCUCCGACCUCUAUCGCCUGCUGGCUCCCCACGGACGUGGGCCGGCAGCGGAGCACGGGGCCUUCCGAGCCUCCAAAGUUCCAGCCGCCGCCGAAGCCCGUCAUCGUGGACAAGCGUCGAGUCCCGGACCAGGACAGGAGGUUCUUGAGUCCUGAAUUCAUUCCUCCAAGGGGAAGAACAAAUCCUCUGAAAUUCCAGCUAGAAAGAAAAGAUAUGCUAGAAAGGAGAAAAGUACUUCACAUUCCAGAGUUCUAUGUUGGAAGCAUACUUCGUGUCACCACUGCUGACCCAUAUGCCAAGGGAAAAACCAGCCAGUUCCUGGGGAUUUGUAUCCAGAGAUCAGGAAAAGGAUUUGGAGCAACUUUCAUCCUUAGGAAUACUAUUGAAGGACAAGGUGUUGAGAUUUGCUUUGAACUUUAUAAUCCUCGAAUCCAGGAGAUCCAAGUGGUGAGAUUAGAGAAACGGCUGGAUGAGAGCUUGCUGUACUUGCGAGAUGCCCUCCCUGAAUACAGCACUUUUGAUAUGAAUAUGAAGCCAGUAACACGAGAGCCUAGUAAAGAAGUUCCUGUUAAUAAGCUGCAAGUGAAAAUGAAGCCCAAGCCCUGGUCCAAACGCUGGGAACGUCCAUAUUUUAAUAUUAAAGGAAUCAGAUUUGAUCUUUGUUUAACAGAAGAACAGAUGCAAGCGGCUCAGAAGUGGAGUCAGCCGUGGCUCGAGUUUGAUAUGAUGAGGGAAUAUGAUACUUCAAAAAUUGAAGCUGCAAUAUGGGAUGAAAUCGAAGCAUCGAGAAAGUCCUGAGCCGAGGGGAAUCCAAUUCCUAGCAGAGCACGUGUUGACUCUCAGGACCGACUUUGAGACCACUUUACUUCACUUGUAAGAGUACAGUUGUUAAACAGACUGAACACUCAUUACUUUAUUAGUAUUUUUAAAAAUAAAAUUAUGACAUGCUUAUUAUCCUAAAGAGAGAUGUUCACAGUGCUUGGUCUGCUACCCCUUUCCUUACUGAAGGCAAAGCUACCGCAGAGACCAAAGCAUCCGCAGAAUGCUCCGACGUGAGCUCGUGGACUCUGGGCAAGCGCAAAGGGUGG